AUGCGUGCUGUUCUACCUCACAGUCAAGUCAUUGAGGAACGUCAUUAUCGGUCUCAACAGGCCCGAUACUGGGCGUCCAAUCAAGCAGACUUCACACCAUCAUGUCGCAUAUCGCCUAGGACGAGCGAGGAACUCGGCGCCUUGAUCUCGCAGCUCGUUGAGUUCGGUGACGAUGUGAAGUUUGCCAUUUCGAGCGGCGGGCAUGCAACUGCGUUUGGCGCCUCGAACGUCGAUGACGGGAUCACAUUGGAUCUUUCUGCCCUGGACUCUAUAUCACUGGCCUCGGAUCGGUCUUACGUGGAUGUUGGAACUGGAGCUCGUUGGAUCGAUGUCUACCGCAUUCUCGAUCCCUUCGACUUGACGGUCGCCGGCGGAAGAGCUGCAUCGGUGGGCGUGGGCGGAUACCUGCUGGGGGGCGGCAUCUCCCUACUCUCAAGCCUGUGCGGCUGGGGCGCCGACUCUGUCGAAGAGAUCGAGGUCGUCCUGGCGAAUGGCACCUUCAUUGCAGCAUCCGCAUCCGCCCACCCCGACCUCUUCGCCUGCCUCAAAGGAGGGGUCAACAAUUUCGGCAUCGCCACCCGCUUCCGCAUCAAGACCUUUUCGACUCAUGGUCCUCUUCACGUCUCCCUCCUGCAAUACUCCCACGAGCACAUCCCUGCGGUGCUCCGCGCGCUUACAAACAUCACGCAAAAUGCUCACAUGGACCCUAACUCCGCGUCAGCGGACCUUUCUGUCGGCUUCGACACUACGCUAAACAACCACGAGCAAAACAACACAGUGUAUAUGCUCAUGCUGACUCGAUUAGUUCCGCAAGAGGAGCAACAAGGUACUCCUACGGACGCAAAUCCCCUGCCUCCGCCACUAUGGCAGCCCUUUUUUGACAUUCCAACCCUAACAAACUCGACGUGGAGAUCAACCAUGAGCGACGUCGCUCAGCUUGUCGAGAUGAGUAACCCUUAUGGGUUCCGGUGA
Cladophialophora yegresii CBS 114405 is the source of this 972-nucleotide messenger RNA. RefSeq lists its product as uncharacterized. Gene Ontology annotation, molecular function: FAD binding. Lineage: Eukaryota; Fungi; Ascomycota; Eurotiomycetes; Chaetothyriales; Herpotrichiellaceae. The transcript has 4 exons. The record is from RefSeq and is a predicted model, not a curated record. Bases 1 to 972 code for a protein of 323 amino acids.